This is a messenger RNA of Rhodotorula toruloides NP11, 1023 nucleotides long. Its product is annotated as replication fork protection component Swi3. Gene Ontology annotation, cellular component: replication fork protection complex; nucleus. The record is from RefSeq and is a predicted model, not a curated record. Gene Ontology annotation, biological process: replication fork processing; replication fork arrest; DNA damage response. The coding region runs from base 1 to 1023 and encodes 340 amino acids. Gene Ontology annotation, molecular function: DNA binding. NCBI's taxonomy places the organism in Eukaryota, Fungi, Basidiomycota, Microbotryomycetes, Sporidiobolales, Sporidiobolaceae. The transcript is spliced from 3 exons.
AUGUCUUCGAGUGCAGCCAGCGACGCAGACGAGCCGACAUACGUCUCGGAGAAGCAGCGCAAGGCGACACAGCGCAGGGAGGCCCUCGCCCGCCUCAAGGACGCGUCCUCGUCGCGUGCCGCUCGACAACCCCGCUUCCUCGGCGCAGACGACGACGACGGCGACGACACGGCUGGUGGAGACGUAGACUUCGAGCAGUGGGAGCGCAGGGACCUUGCGAAGCGGAAGAGGGCGCCGGGAGGCGACUCGAGUGCACCGUCUCGGAGCGAUCCUCUCCUCGCGGGCGCUUUCGACGACCUCUUUGACCUCGGCGAGACUAGCGGUACGGCUGGCGAUGGAAAGGUGGAUGUCGACGUCGACGGGACGGGCGCAGAAGGAAUUGACGUCGAGGGAGGGACAGCCAAGAAGCGCCGCAUCGUCGCGAAACUCGACGAGACGAGGUUGCUCGGUCCUUCAGGCUUUCCUAGGCUGCGCGACGACAUCAAGAAGGUCAAGAUCAAAGGCAAGGGGCACGAGAUGCAAGACCUCAAGCGCGUCUUGACUGUGUACCAGCUCUGGUCGCACCAGAUGUACCCGAAGACGAACCUGCGCGAUACGCUGCAGGUGGUCGAGAAGCUGUGUCACAAGCGGACACGCGCUUUGAAGCAGUACCGCGACGAGGAGAAGCACGGCAAGGUGCAGGCCGACGAAGCAGGCGAGGACGAUGCCUUCGCCGACCUCAACCUCCCAAACACAGGCCGAGAUGGCGCAGCGCCAGAGGCCGAUACGCCAGCCGACGCACCUGCCCCACCGCCGGAUCGCGCGCAGAUGAUGCACGACGUCGGCUUCGAGGAGGAGGAGGACUUCUUCGCAGACGAGGAGGCUCUGCUGGCGGAACUCGACACUCAGGCGCGAGAAGGGGCAUUGCCUGCGGGGGGUCCCAACUCAGGCGCACCAGAGCAAGUGGCUGCUGGCGUGGAAGGCAUGGAAGAGGACGACGAAGCGGAAGCAGCGUUGCGCGAGGCUGAGGCUCUCCUGAUGUAG